This is a messenger RNA of Ficedula albicollis (Collared flycatcher), 1269 nucleotides long. RefSeq names its product RAB34, member RAS oncogene family (gene RAB34). Gene Ontology annotation, biological process: phagosome-lysosome fusion; endocytosis. Lineage: Eukaryota; Metazoa; Chordata; Aves; Passeriformes; Muscicapidae. Gene Ontology annotation, molecular function: GTPase activity; GTP binding. The record is from RefSeq and is a predicted model, not a curated record. The transcript is spliced from 9 exons.
GUAAAAAGGCUCGAGGUGGCGGGGAUGCGGGGACAGCCAUCCUUGGUGACGUGGGGAAUCAGGACACGGGGACAACCAUGUCCUGGGAAAGUGGAGACUGUGUUGGGAUAACGGGACAGCCCCGCCUGGGGACACGGGGACAACCACGUACUAGAAUGCUGCUCAUGGGGACACCUGUGACACGGGGACAUCGCCACUCCUCGCUCUCUCUGUCCCCAGAGCUCGCGGUGACCCUCAUCCCAUCCCCGCUCCCCCGGCCACCCGCGGACCAUGAACGUGCUGGCUCCGGUCCGCAGGGACAGGGUCAUCGCCGACCUGCCCCCGUGUUUUCGCAAGGAGGCCGCUCUGCACACCCGCCCCGCCUUCCACCCCGCGGUGGCCAGCGCCUGCCAGGAGGAGCGGACGGGCACUGUGGGGUUCAAGAUCUCCAAGAUCAUCGUGGUGGGAGAUCUCUCGGUGGGGAAGACCUGCCUGAUCAACCGGUAACGGGACCCCCGGAGAGGCUUGGAGGGGGGUGGCGAGUUGGGGGAGUGACCGCAGUCCCCCAAAGGACAGCAGCACCUUGGGCUGAGCCCGGCUCCGGCCAGCCUCUGGUGGGACACAGCCGGCCAGGAGCGUUUCAAGUGCAUUGCCUCCACCUACUACCGGGGAGCACAGGCCAUCGUGAUUGUCUUCGAUGUCAACGACGUGGGGUCCCUGGAACACACACGGCAGUGGCUGGCUGAUGCCCUGAAGGAGAACGACCCAUCCAACGUGAUCCUCUUCUUGGUGGGCUCCAAGAAGGAUCUGAGCACACCAGCACAGUACAGCCUGAUGGAGAAGGACGCUCUCAAGGUGGCCCAGGAGAUGCAGGCAGAGUACUGGGCUGUGUCCUCACUCACUGGGGAAAACGUGCGGGAUUUCUUCUUCCGAGUGGCGGCGCUGACCUUCGAGAGCAGCGUGCUGGCCGAGCUGGAGCGCGGCGGCAACGCCCGCAGGAUCGGCGACACCGUGCGGAUCAGCAGCAAGGAGAGCGACCUGUACCUGUCAACGCCCCGCAAGAAACCCAAGUGCUGCCAGUGACGGGGCAGCCCCACCCUCCUCUGUGCUCACACCUCUGGACCAAAGAGGGGCGACCCCGGCCGGCCCCAAGGAGCCGCCCCUGCCACCCCCAGCUCCCCCUGGCCCCUCGCCUGCCUGGGCACCCCUGGCUGGGGUGGGCAGGAGCACCUGUAUGGCUCCUGUAGUUAUGCAAACCCAGGUACUGCUCGCAGGGGGAGAUGCCCUCAG